This is a messenger RNA of Anopheles maculipalpis, 411 nucleotides long. RefSeq lists its product as uncharacterized. NCBI's taxonomy places the organism in Eukaryota, Metazoa, Arthropoda, Insecta, Diptera, Culicidae. The transcript is spliced from 2 exons. The record is from RefSeq and is a predicted model, not a curated record. Bases 1 to 411 code for a protein of 136 amino acids.
AUGGAUUCCAUCGCAAAUCAAUCGAUUCCGAGUGUAACGCUCGAAUCAUCCGUACCGGUUACGGAAGGAUCAAUUAAUAUCGCAAAACGAUAUAAGGAUCGUUCGGAUAAUUUGUACUUCCUGUUCAUUCCGCUUGCAGUACUGGUAACGGUUAUGUUACUGUCCGUUGUGGUCUAUUUAAUGGCAAGGCGACGUCAUAAAAUUCGAUCCAAGUACAGCUACGUGCCCAGCUUUAGUUUCGAAUCGUCCGAUUUGGACGAUGAGAGAGAGGAACGCGAAACCGAUCAUCUGCUUAAAGGGGGCAAACUUCGACUGGACGAAUCACAGUUUGAAGAUGCAUCCGGUGGGAACGAUCGGUUUUCAACAAGUCCUCGGUACGGAGGUGGUGGUACCCGUGAGUUGUUUGCUUAA